AUGAUCAUUGCUUUGCAGACUUUGAUUUAUUUCCGCGAAUCCUUUUUUACUGUGCUCGAUCGCGUACUUCGGCCUUACUAUAAGCGGAUUUCUAUACCGUUUAUCAAGAAUGUCGAGGAUUCGGAAGAUGAAGAACCAGAUGAGCAAGUGUUUUCGGAGUUCGAUGACGAGAAAGGGGUCGUAUUUUUUCCUCCGAUGUACUCGCAGCGGUAUGCCGCUGUUAGCGACUGCCUCAUGGAUGAACGAUGGCGCGGCAAGUUAGAGAAGGUUGUGGAUUUUGGCUAUCAUGAUAUGAGCUUUAUCAAGUAUCUGAAGGAGGUCCCUGGUAUCCAGCGGAUCCUGGGUGUAGACAUUGAAAGUAUGCCUCUUAGGUGUUCCUCUGAUUUGUUUACUAGUGAUGAGUAUACACCAAGGCGGGAGAGCCCUCUACAAGUUACUCUGUUCCAAGGUAAUGCAGCUGAUCCAGACUAUAGGUUAAUUGGCUGUGAUGCUGUGAUUGCCAUAGAAAUGAUUGAGCACAUGCUUCCUCAUGAUCUAGACAGAUUAGUACACAAUGUGUUUGGCUUUAUCAAACCCUGGAUUGUUGUGUUUACUACGCCAAAUGGUGAUUUCAAUGUCCUGUUCAAAUCACUGGAGAAAAAUGGAUACAGAAGAUGGGAUCAUUUCUUUGAAUGGAGUAGGGAACAGUUUAAUGAGUGGUGCAGUAACAUUAUAUUGCGGUAUCCUAACUACUCCGUGACAUGUCAGGGAAUAGGCCCUGGCCCUCCUGGCACACUGCAUUAUGGCUGCUGCAGCCAACUGGCUUUGUUUGUUAACAAGCAAUACCAUAAACAACAAGACUUGAACUUCAAUAGUUUGGCUUUAGUCCCAAUGCCAAACCCUCCACCGACAAAUGAUCUGGUCGAGAGCUGGGACACUGCUGCGUUAGAAAGUGGGUUACAAACAGAAAUUGAGAGGAUUGGUGCUCCUUAUGGAUUAAACUGCUCAACACUUCAAGUGAAGAAGUUUUCUAAGACUUCACAAAACUUGAUGGCUAAAAACAAAAUACACUCAGUGCAUACACGUGAAGUCGUGGACGAGAUUCGACAGUUAACAAAGACAUUGAAAUUCAACAAGUGUAUCAUGGAUGGACCAGAGGAUGGAUCCACUACCUGGUGUAACAUCAACUGGGGAGACGAUGCACCUUAUUGGAACCAGUAUUAUAAAGUUGUUAAAGAAUACAAUUGUCCUUUUGAGACUAAAUCCGAAGAGUGUCGCAUCCUAGACCUUAUCUCGGAAGAGAUCAACCACUUGAUCGACUCGCAGUGCGAUGAGGCCCCUACGUGUGUCAAGAACCGACUCGAAAUACCGCUGAGCGAUCUAAUGAGUGUCGUCGAGCAUAUUACUGACGAUAUCAACUUGGUCAGAGACAUCCUGGUGUGGAAUGGCUAUGAAAUUGUAGACGAUGUUGUUAUACACUCACGGUUGGUGGUAGACACCGUGUCGGUCGGCUCACAGGACGAUGAAUGGCAGGACAACGUAUCUAACAUCUCUGAUUGGGAUAAUGUUACCGAAGUUCAAUCUACAACGGUGUCCGAGGGAAGUACAAUCGUGCCUGAUUAUCAAGACCGUUGUCUUCGUCGCGCACUGGACUACAAGCUACGCAAUCUGCGUACAAUGCUAACCGCCGAUGAGGAUAUAACAACUGAGCUAGAUAAAAUUGUAUGCAAGUUAAUGAAACUAGCCUUACGGACGAGCACACGACGGACCACUCCUCCCCCGGCUAAGUGGAUGCAAUGCAAAUUAUUAGAUCUCCUCACACUCACCGAGAAAGCUAUUCAAAGGCGCAAGCAGCACGUUAUGGAAGAUUCAAUAAAGGCUCUAAGAUUUGAUUUCGUACAAGAUGAUGAUAGUAAGCAAAAAAUUGGUAAUCUUGACGAAAUGCAAGAAGAUAAUAUUAUGAAGAAUAUAAACGACAACUAUACGGAUACAAUAAAAGCACCAGAUUCUGAAAAUGCUGAAGCACUUAAAUCCCCGUUCAUAGAUUCUGAUCCACAAAAUGAUAUUAUGAGUUCCAGUUGUAAUGGCUUCAAAGAUUUAGAGCAAAACGAAAAUCUAUUUCCCAAUACAACUAGACCCCUAACAGAACUAACCGCAGAGAUUCUUGGAUUAAAACCUGAGAUAAAUCCGAUGGAAAGAACUAAAGCGUGGCUCGAUGUCGAUGUCGAAGUAGCCCCAUAUCAUAAUCAGGAGAUGAAUUCGGAAAAAAAUAGUUUAUUAGAAUCGAAUAGUGUCUCUAAUACUUUACAUAAAAAAGAGAAAUUAGAGGGCGAAUGUAUUGCUAACAAAGAAAUGGAAUCACCAAUAUGCCUGACUCCGUCAAGCAAAACUUCGUCUAGCAAAUAUAAGUUCAAACGCGAAGAUAAAAAGAGAAAAACAAGUAGUACACGAGUUACAAAAAAGGUGACUAAAAGAAUAUGUCCUAAUUACAAUAUUGUUAAAAAUUCUGACAGUAAGAAUCCAGGUUCUUACGAUAGCUAUAUCAUUAGACCGAAGAGGAAAACUAAGGAGAACCAAUGUUUGACUAUGAGGUCUUCAAAACCGAUACCAGAAAGUCUUAUAGACCUUUGCAACCCAGAAAUAAAAGGUAUGCAGUGUUUUAAGGAAUAUUUGAAUGUCGUCGAUACUUCUAACGAUAUUGUGGUUUUAAAUCAAUCUAAUCCAUUAGCAGUAGCACCUGAAGAAAGUUUACUUUUUGAUAUUAUAAUAGACGAUAACACACAAGAAACGAUACCUUUUUGUAAAAGUACAGACAACAAUGCACAAGAUACUGAAAAGGCUGAUAUUUCUAACAAAGACGAAAUGGAAGAAAUAAGUAACGAUAUUGAUGUAAACUUAUGUACUAGGCAUGAAGUUAGCACGGAAAAUAUAUUUUCACAAACAAUAUUUUUAAAUGACAUAAACGAACCCAGCACAUCAAAAGGCAUCCGUCAUAAUGUCAGCAUGGAUGUACAAUGCGGUCCAGACACGCUAGCUGCCUAUCCAAUGUUGUCUGCAUCAACUUCCUUAGUCAGAAUACCUCAAGGCUUCUCUGCGGGGAUUAAAAUUCACGACCCUGCCCCUGAUACUGUGCAAGGAAACGACUUUGGUACCUCCACACAUGAAAGUGAUUAUGAUAAAAUAGUUACACCACGAUCAAGAUCUAUAGGAAUCAAAAUAAAAGACUCUGACAUCAAUAUUUUUCCUGCACCUUACGAUUCGUCCAUGACUCAGAGGACUAUCGAGGCCGCAAACCGAAACUCUGGCCCUAGAAGUUGGAGCCCUGAGUCAAAUAUGAUUAUGUCUGAAAAACUGAUUUCUUUGGUCUCGGCGGCCGACGAUUCUUUCGACAAAACUAUUGUUUUAAACCCUAUAUCAAGAAAUUCAAAGGCUGAAUGUUCUUGCUGUCAAUUAUGUGCUAGCGAUGGUUCAAUCCUAAAAUCAUUUUCACAACUCGACAACUCCACAGAGACUGAUAGCGAAACUUUACUAUUGAAAUCCUUGGAUUGUAAAGAGAGUAACAUGAUUAAAAAAGUUCCUAAUAUAGUGAACAGUAAACCAAAACUCAGUUGUGGAGGAGUAUAUGUGCAUAGUUAUAAGGACAAACAAGAGUCCGAGGACAUUGUCUAUCAAGGAAAAUGGCAGCGAUGCAGACCAAAAUCUGGAAGGAAAAGAACACCAAACACUAUUUUAGCCAAGAAGAUUUAUGAAUCUGGUAAUAGAAGGCAAAAGGAAACAGUAAAGGAUAAAAAUUUUAAUCCAAGGGAUAAAAUAUCUAUUAAGAAAAUGGAGAAGAAAGAGUUAAAAGUAGAUAAUAAAAAACCUCUGCAACGUAAUGGCUCAAUAUUGCAGAAAGUAAAGCAAGAAGAAGUCACUGAGAACAAAAGAAAUAACUCAGGCAGGCAGUUAGUGAAAACGGAUAAAGGCAUUUCUAGUACAUUAAGACUAAAUAGGCAGGUUAUCAAUGUGACUAAGGUUGCUUCAAAGAUAGGAAUGAGUUCGAUUACUUCUAAAAAUAAUAAAUCAGCAUACACUACGAAGAAACCUCAACUUACAGCUGUCAUUGGUGGUAAAAAAGAAGGUUGUACACAAAAAUUAAAAAAAAAUUAUAUACCGUUGUAUAUGAGGAAAAGAAAUGAGAUGUCAGAAAAAAAUCGUUUAAAUGAAAGUAUGAGUUCUGUUGAUUUUGAUUUAGAUCAGAAAGAAACAGUUACGAAAGAUGUACCUAUAAUUACUGUGAAAAAUGAUGUAAUAAAAAAAGAUUUACUCCAGUUCCAAGGACAAAUUACGGAAAAUACUUACUUGGUAUUUCGUAAUGAGAAUCCGGAAAAUUGUAAUCCUUCUAAAGAUCAGCUUAUUCUAAAUCCUACUAAUGAAGACAAUAUAAUGCAAAAUGGAAAUUUCAUUAAACGCACGCGCAGUCAUCAAUCAUUGAACAGUUCGACUUGUUCGUCCCCAAAUAGUAUAGUAACAGUUAGAGCAGUAAACACAAAGUCUAAAAAUUUAACUCACCAUAGACAUUCUGCAUCAUCACACAGAAGUAGCUUAAACACUAGUGAAUCAGAUAAUCCUACACCGACUAAAACAAAAAAAACGAUCAAAAGAUGUAAAACCGCAAAAAGGACGGAAAAUAAUAGAGACACAAACAAUAAAGAAAAUAUCCCGGAGACAACAGAAAACUUUUCUAGCAAAGAAUCUGAAAAUGUUGCUAAAUCUCCAUUUGUUGGUCAGCAUAUUUGCAUAACCCAGAUGAAGGCCGACCUCUCUACGCCUCUAAUGACAUCGAAACACAAAACGCCUAGAUCUAAUAAAUCUAAUAUAAAAAUACCAACACCAGAAGACACUAUUGAUAAAAAACGAUCUCUUAGUGCAUCCGUAUCUCGAAAGAGGUCUAGAACUUCUUCAAUAAACAGCGUGAUUCCUAAUAAGGAUACGUCCAAAAGUAGUUCAAUAUCUACUAACAUGGUGUAUGAUCUAAAUACACAAGAUUCUAAUAAUGUCAUAUCAUCAGAUGAUACUGUAAAAUCUCUAGAAAAUAAUGAUGAUCGUAAACUGAGCUUACAAAGCACUAACGAAUCGAAUAACAUUACACAUGACGUGAAACAAGUAAUUGGAGACCUGCUAAAUUCUAUAAAUUUACCAAGUAAAAUUACUAGAUCAGAUCUGAUUUCUGGAUCAGUACAUUUAAACUCCGAUGAUGUGAAUCAUAGCGCAGAUUUAAACGAUUCAUUUAAUAGUUUUGUAACAGUCACAGCUAAUUAUUUAAACAGCACUGUUGUAGAGAGUGACAAGGAAAACUUAUUCAAUUCUACUUUAGACACGAUGUUAGGGAAUGAAUCCAUCGUUAGUAUAGCGAACACACGCCUAAACGUAACUGAUUUAGAUUUAUUAUCGUUUAAAUCUAUGACAUCAACCUCCAAAGAUUCUGAAUAUUUCAUCCAUGAAAGUGAAGUUAACGCAGCCGUUGGUAAAGUUGAGUGUUCACAGGGAUCGAAUGUGGCUGUUGUUCCUGUUUCGGUAACAGAUAUAUUCGAGAGAAAAGAAAAUUUAAUGCAGAAACCUCCGGGCGUUCUCGCAAUUCAAGCGUUUAGUGGCUUUUCUCUGGACGGUGAACCUGUGGCAAGUCAACAACCUGAUCCAAUCGCUUUAGUCGAUUCUGAGACAGGCAGUCUGGCUAUGAGACCACCCACAGCAAGACAAACUACAUCUGAAGAAUUAUUUAUUUCGGGAAGAUCUUCAGAGAGUUACCAAUCGUGUCUUAUAGACGAUGAUGCUGUUGUACCAAAUUGGCUGUUUCAAAUUAUCAGCCAGCAACAUUCACAGGUGAUAGAAGACCAGCCUAUGGUUGGUCCACAGCCUGCACCUAUGGAUCAGGAAUCAAUGUAUGAUGUAAAUGGCAACGCUAUUGAGCCAGGGAUUAUCGAUGCAGUCGCAGGAGCUGGUGAUGGCCGUGGAAUUCAUAGUGAUCAGUCUCAGGAUAGUUCAGGGAGAGGCACCUCUCUCAGCUCCAGUGAUACGUCUUCUAGUCCACACAGCGAAGCAAUACUUAUUGACCCAUCGACAUACACCGCUCAAAUUGAACUGUUGAGAGACCCAGUAACAAGUUCUGCUCUAGCUUCAGCAAAUUUCAAUGAAGACUAUUCAAGAGAGGAAUAUUCGACAAAUGUGGAAGGAGCCGUUUGCCACACACUAACGGCCAACAGUCGUCGACGACCGCGAACGUUUUCGAAUGAGGCCAGCGACAUCAGUGCAGACAUCAGUUCCAUUGACACCGAUGUACCUGACUCAGAUGAUUAA
Messenger RNA from Arctia plantaginis, 6315 nucleotides. The record is from the annotation of a GenBank genome assembly. NCBI's taxonomy places the organism in Eukaryota, Metazoa, Arthropoda, Insecta, Lepidoptera, Erebidae.